Messenger RNA from Numida meleagris (helmeted guineafowl), 2032 nucleotides. RefSeq names its product proline-rich protein 36-like. The record is from RefSeq and is a predicted model, not a curated record. The coding region runs from base 63 to 2012 and encodes 649 amino acids. The transcript has 3 exons. NCBI's taxonomy places the organism in Eukaryota, Metazoa, Chordata, Aves, Galliformes, Numididae.
UGGGUCCAGAUGUUACCACGAGGAGCACACGUCCUGCAGCAGAACUGGGUCCAGAUAUCACCAUGAGGAGCAUACAUUCUGCAGCAGAACUGGGUCCAGAUGUUACCAUGAGGAGCACACAUCUUCCAGAAGAACUGGGUCCAGAUGUUACCAUGAAGAGCUCCCAUCCUGCAGCAGAACUGGGUCCAGAUGUUACCACGAGGAGCACACAUUCUGCAGCAGAACUUGAUCCAGAAAGUACCGUGUGGAGCACACAUCUUCCAGAAGAACUGGGUCCCGAUGGUACUACGCAGAGUGUGCAUUCUUCAGCAGAAUUGGGCUUGGGUCUUAGCAUAUGGAGUGCAUAUCCUACAGCAGAUAUUUCCACAUGGAGCACACGCCCUUCAGCAGAACCAGAUGUAGAAGAUACCAUGAGGAGCACACCUCCUGCAGCUGAAUCAGGUCUAGAAGGUACCACAUGGGAUACACAUUCUUCAGCCGAUUUUGAUCUUGAUGGUACCAUGAGGAGCAAACAAUCUUCAGCAGAAGCAAGUCUCGAAGGCACAACAGGGAGCAAACAUCUUGCAGCAGAAACAAGCCUAAGAGGUACCACGUGGAGCACUCAUCCCACAGAGGGUGCAGCAUCAGAUGGAAUAAUGAGGAGAACACUUCCCACAGCAGAAUCAGGUGCUGGUCCAAUGGGAAUCUCUGCUCUGCCCACUAGAGCUCCAUCACCCUCCCCAUCUUUGGCCCCCACCCUGGGGCUGUCUGUCUCUCCUGCCCUUGCUGUUCAACUGAAUCCAGGCUCUGGCACUCGCUCCCAGCACCCCACAGAGGCCCCCAGGACCCAGAGACCCCCAGAACCUACCCAGUACCCUGAGAUCCCCAACAUCCAGGGACACCCGACAUCCACCCAACACCCAGCAGAGAGCCCCGCUGCCUGGACAGAGCUUGUGCUCUCCCAACAUCCCACUGCAGAGCCCUCCAGUUCCUGGACACCCCCAGACCUCUUCAUCCAGGCUCCACCAAGGAACCCCAGCCCCCAGAGCACUCCAGUACUCACCAUGCUCCCCAUAGAUUCCACCAGCCCUUCCAUGAAUGCUGCUCGUUCCAAGCACCUCAUGGAGAUCCCCAGACCCCAGAGUCUCCCAGCACCUUCUGAGGACCCCAUGGAGACCAUCAGUACCCAGAGACCCCCAGUAUCUGCCCAGCACCCCACAGAGACUCUCAGCUCCAAGAGCCCCCCAGCACUCUCCCAGUAUCUAACAGAGAUCCUCAGCACACUGGUCCCCUCAGCACCCACCCAACACCCCAUGGAGACCUUUGACAUCCAGCCUCCCACAGCACCCACUGAAGAAUCCAUGGAGACCUUCAGCACCCGGAGGCUCCCAGCAUUGCCCCAGCACCCCACAGAGCCCCCCAGCACCCAGAGCCCCCCAUCAACCCACCAACACCCUACGAAGACCUUUGGCACCCAGAUCCCCCCAGCACCCUCCCAGCACCCCAAAGAGACCCUCAGCACCCAGGCACCCCCAGAACACCCUAAGCACCUCACAGAUCCCCCCAGUGCCCAGAUUCCCUCAGCACCUCUCCAGCAUCCAAUGGAGACUUUUGGCACUCAGACUCCCCAAGCACCCCUCCAGCACCCCAUGAAGUUGUUCAGCACCCAGCCCCCCCCAGCACCCACAGAGACCCUCCGCACCCUUUCUGCAAGCCCUGUACUGCCUGGACCCCCAUGUGCAGGUCCAGCCCAGCCAGCACCGCCUGUGCCAACACUCUCUGCACUGUGGGUCCGGGGAGGACCCUGUGUGGCCCCUGCGCUGCGGGCACUGUUGUGGGAAGUGCGGGGGCUGCGGGGGCAGCUGCGGGCCCUGGCUCGCACCCAGCGGAGGGGAGCUCAGCGCCUGGAGGCCAUCGCCCGCCGCCUGGGCCAGCUUGCUGCCCUCGGACAGCACCUCCUGGAGGAGCCCCCCCGGCUGUACGGGGGUGUGGGCAUCCGAGGGGGAGCCUUGCACAGGAGGCAACGGAAAUAAAGCCGGCCUGGUUCACCAGA